Messenger RNA from Geodia barretti, 1035 nucleotides. Lineage: Eukaryota; Metazoa; Porifera; Demospongiae; Tetractinellida; Geodiidae. The record is from the annotation of a GenBank genome assembly.
AUGACAACAGGCAACAGCCAGACCAUCCGAACCGUCGUCGGCACGGGCGAAGCCGGAUACAGCGGGGACGACGGGCCCGCCGCGUCCGCCACGCUCCGUGAACCGUUCAUGUGCGCGUUCGACACCUCGGGCAACAUGUUUUUCUGCGAAGCGCGAAAUCACGUCGUCCGGCGGGUUGAUGCGUCCACCGGUCAUGUCACUACGGUGGCUGGGACGGGAGCAGCCGGAUACAGCGGGGACGACGGCCCGGCCACGGAUGCCACGCUCAACGAGCCCUACUCCCUGGAGGUCGACGCGGGCGGGAACAUUUACGUCGUUGACCGACUGAACGCCGCCGUGCGCCGGAUCGAUGGGGAUACCGGUGUCAUCACCACUGUGGCAGGGACCGGGGAACCGGGAUAUUCGGGAGACGGUGGCCCCGGCGACCAAGCCCAGCUACGAGAGCCGAACGACUGCUUCCUGGACGGGCGCGGCGGCCUGCUGAUUGCGGACAUCCAGGACCAGCGCGUCCGUCGCCUGGAUCUGGAAACGGGGAUCAUCGACACCUUUGCGGGCAACGGCGAAAAGGCACGCGGGGGCGACGGGAUGCCGGCCCGGCAAGCGAGCAUACUGGGCUCCCGCGCGGUUUGCAUGGACCAGCACGGCAACACGUACAUCGCGGAGCGUGAGGGCAACGGCGUGCGCGUGGUUACCGCGGGCGGCAUCAUGGGGACCGUCGCGGGGGUAUCGGCCGAACGGGGCUACACCGGAGACGGCGGGUCCGCUUUGUCCGCCACCUGGGGCGCACCCAAGGCCCUGCGCUGCGACGCAACGGGGAACGUCAUCGUGGUGGACACGGAAAACCACGCCAUUCGCAAAAUCGACACCAAUACCGGCGUGGUCACCACCAUCGCCGGAGGGCAGUUGGGCGGUCACGGAGACGGCGGUCCGGCCACCGACGCGGGAUUGGACCGGCCGCACGGGUGUGGCAUCACGGCCAGCGGACAGAUCUACAUCGCAGACAGCAACAACCACCGGAUCCGGAUGGUGGGCUAG